Messenger RNA from Glarea lozoyensis ATCC 20868, 993 nucleotides. RefSeq names its product alpha/beta-Hydrolase. The record is from RefSeq and is a predicted model, not a curated record. Bases 1 to 993 code for a protein of 330 amino acids. The transcript has a single exon. Lineage: Eukaryota; Fungi; Ascomycota; Leotiomycetes; Helotiales; Helotiaceae.
AUGUCAAGUCAAGCUCGUCAAAACCAAACCUUCAUCUUGCCGGAUGGUCGCCAGCUAGGCUACGCUGAAUAUGGAGACCAUGAUGGAACACCGCUCCUCUACUUUCAUGGAUUUCCAGCCUGUCGCCUGGAAGCCUAUGCAGUCGAUGAUAUAGCCCGGCGUAGGAAGAUUCGCUUGUUAUCACUAGACCGGCCAGGAUUUGGUUUGUCUACACCACAACCCAAUCGAAGUAUCCUAGACUGGCCAACAGAUGUCUCCAACUUCGCAAAAGGUAUGCAGCUAUCACGUUUCGCCGUCAUGGGACUUUCGGGUGGAGGACCAUACGCACUUGCUUGUGCAUACGCUUUACCCCAGGAAAGUCUCAUUGGGGUUGGUCUUUUCGCGAGUGGACCUCCAUGGAUUGCCGGUGCACACCACAACUCGAGAUAUCGACGAUUGGUUAGUAGUAUGGCGAAAUAUUGGCCAGGUGGACUUAGAUUAUUCUUUGGCGGCUUGGUGGGCUUCUCGAAAUGGUUGGCGAAUACGGGGCCAAUAGCACGGACAAUUGACCGCUGGCUAGAGUUGGAAGACGAAAAGAAGGAAGUUGAGGAUCAGGGUUCGAAGCAAGAAACCGCAACCACACCUACCAGCAAGAAGACAACAUCAGAGCGCAGACUAGACUUGGUACAUGCCCUUCUCGAAGAACCUUUUGCUCAAGGAAGUCGAGCGGCAGUGGACGAGGCCAGAUUACUAAGUUCAACUGAUUGGGGCUUCUCCCUUGGGGAUGUAGGGUACAAUACGGUAAGGAUAUGGCAUGGUGCAGAGGAUAAGAAUGCACCAGUUUCUAUGAUACAUUACAUGGUGCGGAAAUUACCGCAUUGCGUCUAUCAUGAGUUCAAGGACGACACACAUUAUACAAUGUUUAAGCAUCUAGAAGGGGCCAUUGCAGAGAUUAUUCUAGAGAAAAAUGUAGAAGAUCGGACAACCUUGGAUGAGGGGACUGAGAGACGAUAA